CAAAUAUGUAUCUUAAUACGUGAAAGUACGAUAAGACUAUAAUAUGCCAUGACAGCUAAUUUACAAGUAAUAAAUCUCACAAAAUACUGUUGAGGUGAAAUUAUGAAAUGAAGUUCAAUCAUAUAAGGGAAUAACUAUUGAGAAGUAUUUGACUAGUUAAAUGAUAGUAAGUACUGCGGACAAGGGUAGACUUUAGUCGUCAGCCACUUUCUCUUUCCACCAUUAUGACUCGAGAGCGACUUUCUCUUUCCAAAAUCCAUAGCGACGAAAAGUAAAACAGCCUGAUUUGUUUUCGGAGUCGAACUGAGAAGAUCAAAUACCAUCCCCAACCUCUUUCCAUCUAUUUUCUCUAAUUUGUAAUCUCAAAUCUUUUCCUCUAUUUCACGAGUUUAAGGUUUUUUUAGGGUUUUUUCUCGACUGAAAGGACCAGUUUUAUGUAUUAUGUGUCUGCUUUCUUAUUUUCUUAUUUGGAUCCUGUAAUCUUCUAUCUAAUUGGGUUCUUAAGAAUGGGUUGUGCUUUGAUUGUCAUUUGCUUCAAGAUCGGUGGUGAGUCUCUCCGGCCGUUUCAAAGAUUCCGACCUAUUUUCUGUCAAGAUCUUUGUGUUCCGUGGAGGAAAGUUUCCAGUAAAUCAUCUUGCAGCAAUCAUGAGAUCCUUCUCUUAGAUCUAACAAUUUGGGUUGUUGUUUGUGGUCUGUUACGGUGGGAAGAAAAGCUCAAAGGAUUUUUCCGACGAACUUUUUGUGUACCUACUCUGGAAGAUACAGAUCCUAUCUAUUCUGAAAAGGUUUGUGCAGGUUUAGAAAUGAAAAGAAAGACAACAGCAACUCGAUCAAGAUCGUCACUCAGUCCAUCUAUUACAUCAACUGUUACCACAUCUUCCAAGCCGAGUCAGCCCGAUCCGAUGUUCCGAUACAGUCACUUAAAGACCAUUCCAGAUCACCAACGUUACUUGAGACACUUUGGUUACUGUUUGAGACACUAUGGUUACUUUUCGGCUACUGUUGCUAUUAGUUGGGUCAUUGUUAUCAGAUAUAUUGAUAGAGUAUCUUCCCCAAUUCUUUCCCAUCACUAUGGUUACUUUGUAAAGUUUCCAAUUUCCUAAAUCGGCUACUCUAUCAAUAUAUCUGAGGCUAGCCUCUUUUUCGAAAAAAAAAUACUGCAAACAAAGAAUUUCAAAGAUGAUUAAUAUACCAUUUAUGAGAUCCAACAUCAAAAACACGAGAACUGAUUUUCCUCAUUCAAUUUAGAAACUUCUUCAACCCUCCAUUAUUGGAAGAUGAAUGUACGGAUCAGGAUGUUGACUGCAAGAACCAAAUGAAGAACUAAUUAAAAUAGUCACUUUGCAA
This is a messenger RNA of Papaver somniferum (opium poppy), 1347 nucleotides long. RefSeq lists its product as uncharacterized. The transcript has 2 exons. NCBI's taxonomy places the organism in Eukaryota, Viridiplantae, Streptophyta, Magnoliopsida, Ranunculales, Papaveraceae. The record is from RefSeq and is a predicted model, not a curated record. The coding region runs from base 435 to 1103 and encodes 222 amino acids.